AUGGCGGCGGCCCCGCUGUACUGUGUCUGCCGGCAGCCCUACGAUGUGAGCCGGUUUAUGAUCGAGUGCGACAUCUGUAAAGACUGGUUCCACGGCAGCUGCGUGCAGGUAGAAGAGCAUCAUGCUGUGGAUAUCGAUGUUUACCACUGUCCCAACUGUGAUCCUAAACAUGGACCCUCCCUGAUGAAAAAGCGCAACAACUGGCACAGACAUGACUACACAGAGCCAGAUGAUGGAUCAAAACCAGUGCAAGCUGGCACCCCAAUGUUUAUCAAGGAGCUGCAGAGCAGGACCUUCGCCAGUGGCGAUGAGAUCUUGAUGCGGAUGAAGGGUGAGCAGGUGUCACCCAGGUAUCUGGAGAGGCAAGGCUUCAACUACCCCAUAGCCAUCACUGAGAUGGAGGGCCUGGGACUCAAACUACCCGACCCUACUUUCGGUGUCAAAGAUGUGGAGCAGUAUGUGGGUGGCGAUAAGGUCAUUGACGUGAUAGAUGUGGCACGUCAGGCGGACAGCAAGAUGAAGCUCAGCGAGUUUAUCAAGUAUUUCACCAAGCCCCAUCGACCCAAAGUCCUCAACCUCAUCAGCCUGGAGUUCUCUGAUACCAAGAUGGCUGAGCUGGUGCAGGUCCCUGACGUGGCUCAGAAUAUGUCCUGGGUAGAGAACUACUGGCCGGACGACUCCUUCUUCCCCAAACCCUUUGUCCAGAAGUACUGCCUUAUGGGGGUCAAGGACAGCUACACAGAUUUCCACAUAGACUUCGGAGGCACCUCCGUCUGGUACCAUGUUCUCUGGGGUGAGAAGAUCUUCUACUUGAUCAAACCCACCCCCACCAACCUUGCACUAUACGAGGCAUGGAGCUCCUCGCCCAAUCAGAGUGAAGUGUUCUUUGGGGACAAAGUGGACAAGUGUUACAAGUGUAUUGUGCCCCAAGGAACCACCCUGCUCAUCCCUACAGGCUGGAUCCAUGCUGUUCUCACCUCUCAGGAUUGCAUGGCGUUUGGAGGGAACUUCCUUCACAACCUCAAUAUUGGCAUGCAGCUCAGGUGUUAUGAAAUGGAGCGUCGUCUGAAAACCCCAGACCUCUUUAAGUUUCCGUACUUUGAGGCCAUCUGUUGGUACGUGGCCAAGAACCUCCUGGAAACCUUAAAAGAGCUACGAGAAGACAACUGUCCACCGCCAACCUACCUGGUGGAGGGAGUGAAGGCUUUAAUCAGUGCACUGAGGACCUGGUUGAAAAGAGAGGUGAAUGAGCCCACCAGUGAGGUACCAGACCAUAUCAGGCCUAACCAUCUCAUUAAAGAGCUGACCAAGGAAAUCCGCUACCUGGAGGAGGAACCAGGCAGUGUUAACAAGCCAGUGAAAUCUCAGGGAAGUGGGUGUGGACUGCCGUCUGGAUCCAAUGCGUGCCCGGCUACUCGCUCCACGCUGGAGAGGCUGUGCCAGGCCCGGCGGGCGAGAAGGGCCGCCAGGCGGUUGAGGGAGCAGCAACGGCACGCUCCCAAGGUGCCAUCCAACCUGGACAUCUUAGAGCGGCACACCAGGGAGGUGCUGAGGAGGCUGGAGGUGGGACCGCUGGAGGAGGACCCAGUGUUCUGUGCCAAGGUUCACGCGAAGUUCAACAAAGUGUCAACUGCAUCUGCAUCUGCGGCUGCUGCUGAGUCUUUAGAGGACAACCACCUACGACUCAUGCUGGUGAACGGCAGGAUCAUCAGAGAUAUGAGGAGGCCGGCCACGAGUCCGAUAAAGACGGAGGAUGAGAGGAUACCCAUCGGUCAACCUCCACCGAGGAGUUGCGUGGACGUCAAGUCGCAGAGGAUGCAGGACAGUCGAGAGCAGCACAGCACGGUCGAGAAACCCGCACUCCUCAUGGGUCUCGAGAGGGUGAAGACUGAACUCAGGGAAGAAGUCUCAGGACACUCCAGUGUGUCGGGCGUGGAGUCAGACAGUGACUCUCCCACAGAGCAUAAAGCAUCAUCGUCAUCGUCGUUGUCGUCCUCCUCCUCCUCCUCAUCCUCCUCUUCCGACGAGGAUUCUGAAAGCUCCCAGGGGGAGGAAGAGGAGGACGAGGAGGAGUUGGAGGAUCAAGAGAGGGGCUCAUCUCAGCAGAAAGGCUCAGGGCACACCAUAGAGCUGGACCAGUCUGGCCAGACACUCAGGCACAAACACAAACCACUCAAACGAGAACGUCCUACCUCACCCAGCACAGAAGAGGCCAUUCAGGGGAUGCUGUCUAUGGCUGGUCUGCUGUGCUCCUCUGAGCCGGAGAAGGUAGCCUCAUCCCAGGAACCCUGGUGGUCCAGCCCCAGCCAGUGCUUACCGCUGGAGCAGAGGGAGCAGGUGCAGCACCAGCACCAGCGCCGCCUGCAGGGGGAGAAGAGCCCGAUGGACAGCCAGGGCAACAGCAGCGAGGCCUGGGACAAUCAGGGGCUCCCGAGCCCCCUCGGUCAAGGCCACAACGCCAGUCCAGAGACAGACUACCAGUACUGUGAUCCCUCAAUGUCUCCGCCGCUGCAUCCCUCCAAGAGACACGCCCCCAACCCCCCACCCAUCAGCAAUCAGGCUACAAAAGGCAAGCGCCCCAAAAAAGGGAUGGCCACAGCCAAGCAGAGACUGGGCAAGAUCCUGAAACUGAACAGACACAGUCGCGUCUUUGUGUAACACUCCAAAACCCCAGAGGAAGAUCAACAAGUCGAGGUGUAUUCUUGAAAAAAAGAACGUGUGUAUUUGUUACCAGACACUUUAGUGCUGUAAAAAUGGAGAAAUUAAGACAAAAAAAAAUGAAAGGAGAGAACACACUGCCUGGAGACGACCAUAAACAAAAAAAAAAAAAAACACACUCGCUCACUGUGCAUGCUUAGGAGACAGGGUAUCGGAUUUGAGGACAAAAAAAAAAAAGAGAGCGAGAGCAAGUUCACGACUUCACUACAAGCACACUAAGAACAAAACAAAAAAAAAACCAGAAGGGAGCUACGGGACGCGUAGAGAGAAGAGCGAGCGUGUUGUGAAGUGUUUCUGCUGCAGGGAAAAAGGUGGACUGACUCCUGCGGGCAUUUUUGAACGGACAAAGGAGAUGCUGGAGGUCUACCAAACACACACAAAAAAUAAAUAAAAAAACUGCUUGCUUUCCCCAAGGAGAUGGGCAAGAUAUUCCUACCGCUUCUGAUGCCAAGACAUCUGCAUCAUAUUUACGAAUAUUUCCUCUCUUUGCUGAACGCACCCCUCCCCAAACCCCUUUACAUCCCUCUUUACUUGCUUCACGGGCUAUCUGCGACAAACUGAGCGAGGAUGUGGAGGAGGAGGAGGAGCAGCAGGUGAAGGCUCUUUGGAGCUUGUCUUCGAGCCCUGAGCGAGAGGGGGAGAGAGAGAGAGCGAGAGAAAUGAGGUGCU
Molecule: messenger RNA, 3387 nt
Organism: Scomber japonicus (chub mackerel)
Lineage: Eukaryota; Metazoa; Chordata; Actinopteri; Scombriformes; Scombridae
Gene: kdm7aa
Product: lysine (K)-specific demethylase 7Aa
Exons: 18
Coding region: 1-2658 (885 amino acids)
Biological process (GO): regulation of transcription by RNA polymerase II; protein demethylation
Molecular function (GO): transcription coregulator activity; histone demethylase activity
Source: RefSeq, a predicted model, not a curated record